Varanus komodoensis (Komodo dragon) is the source of this 1752-nucleotide messenger RNA. RefSeq names its product acyl-CoA binding domain containing 6 (gene ACBD6). The transcript has 8 exons. Bases 1 to 903 code for a protein of 300 amino acids. Gene Ontology annotation, molecular function: fatty-acyl-CoA binding; protein binding. The record is from RefSeq and is a predicted model, not a curated record. Lineage: Eukaryota; Metazoa; Chordata; Lepidosauria; Squamata; Varanidae.
AUGGCCGCUCUGCGCCCGCCGAAGGGCGCGGGCCGCGGCGGGAGCCGAGGCGAAGAGCGCAGCUCGGGGGAGGAGGACCGGCCGGCCGCCGGCGCCGCGGGGCUGCUGGCGGGGCUGGGCGACUCGCCGGGCGCCGGGUCCGACUCGGAGAGCCGCUCGUCCCCGUCGCCGCCGGCCCUGGGCGAGCAGUUCGAGCGGGCGGCUCAGCGCGUGCCGGCGCUGGCGGCGGCGGCCAGCAAGGAGCAGCUGCUCUACCUGUACGCGCGCUACAAGCAGGUCAAAUGUGGUAGUUGCAACACUCCCAAACCUGGAUUUUUUGAUUUUGAAGGAAAACAGAAAUGGGAAACUUGGAAAGCACUGGGUGAUACAAGUCCUGAACAGGCUAUGCGAGAAUAUGUUGCUGCCGUGAAGAAACUGGAUCCCUCCUGGAAUCCGCAGAUAGCAGAAAAGAAAGGAAGGGAAGGCAAAACUGGGUUUGGAGGCCCAGUUAUCAGUUCACUGUACCAAGAAGAAACCAUCAGGGAGGAAGAUAAGAAUAUAUUUGACUACUGCAGAGAAAACAACAUUGACCAUGUAACCAAAGCCAUCCGAUCAAAAAAAGUGGAUGUGAAUACGAAAGAUGAGAAGGGCAGAGCUCUGCUGCACUGGGCAUGUGACAGGGGACACAAGGAGCUAGCCUCCGUCCUGCUCCAGCACACAGCCGAUGUUAACAGCCAGGAUGAUGAAGGCCAAACAGCACUGCAUUAUGCUUCCACCUGUGAGUUUUCCGACAUUGUGGAACUGCUGCUGAAAUCUGGAGCUGACCCCACUCUUCGGGACACAGAGGGGUACCUGCCUGAGGAGGUGACGGACUGUAGAGUAAUCACCUCCAUGCUGCAGGAACACACAGCUGGCAAAGCAUAACCCGAAGGCCAAGGAAGGUGCAGGCAGACCCAGCGCAGCGCUCUCGGCUCGAACAACACGGCAAUAAAAUUAUCCUUCUCCCACAUCAUCAGUAUGCAUGAUACAUGGAGAACAGGACCUGUUGAGUGAAGGGGCUUAGUGUGGAGAUACAUUUCUGGGAGAAGGUAAGGCAGUCAGGUGAGCACAGACCAGCAUAUCUUGUCACCCACCAGCUAAAACAUCUCCACAGGUAGGCUGUGACUUGCCAGCCCCGUUUUUGUACCACUGGGGCCAUCCAAAAUAGCUUUAUGGCGCUUCUGACAGCCAGCGAAACAUGAAUAGUGAGAUGCGUUCAGUUUGGUGGGUUGCACGUUAUGUAGACCUGGUACAGCAUGUUCAUUUGGGGUUUUAUCAGGACGGAAGGGACCGAGGAAAGAAACGUAGGCUUUGGUCCUGGAUGUGCUGACUCAAGAGUAAGCUCUGUGGGACUUGUUUGCCCAAGUUUACCUAGGACUGGGUUAUAAAAACUAGCUGCUCUUUUGCAAGUAUCUAGUAAGAGAGGAAACCAUAGCUGAUAGAAGGGAAGAGACCGCCUUUCUCUAUCAACGAUAAUGUAUUAGUAAAAGAGUAUAUACUUUGUCCCUAUUGUCACUUCUUCAGUUGGGCAAUGGAAGCAGUGGAGUUUUCCAAGAUGCAAGAAUGGAGAGCGUUCCUGUUGGCUCUUGAAGAUCAAAAUGGCCAAACAGGGAGGCUGAGCUGUUGGUGUGUUAACCAAUCGACUAUGAGAACUGAUGGGAGUGUCCUUUGUGUGUGUCCCCUCUGUCUCUGUUGCAAAAUACUGUCUUGCACGAUAAAAUACAUCAAAGAAUA